AUAAUAAUAGAAAAAAGUAAUAAUGGGAAAGUGCUCUUUAUAACGAUAAAUUGCUGAAGUUUAUAGAGAAAAAAGAACUCUUAUCAACUCUAAUUAUACUCAGUGUGUCUAAAGAUCAUCAACUACAAUUCCUGAGAAGAUGUCGACGGUCACAGAGAUGAGAGUCCACAUGUGCUGUCCUGGAUGUGAAAGCAAGAUCAAGAAAACAUUAUCAAGGAUGAAAGGAGUGGAUGAAGUUGACAUAGACAUGGGCAUGCAAAAAGUGACAGUAAAUGGUAGCGCAGAGCCAAAGAAAGUAUUGAAAGCAGUGAGGGGUACAGGGAGAAGAGCAGAAUUAUGGCAAUUCCCUUAUCAACCUGAACUUAGGAGUUUCACACAUCAAUACCCAAAUCAAUGUCAAAGCAAUGGAACAGCAGCGGCAGCAUAUUCUGGACAGCCUCAGCCAGCUUCAUCAUCUUAUAACUACUUCAAGCAUGGUUAUGACGGACAUGAAUCUCAUGGCUAUUAUAAUUUCAAUAAUCCUUCACAUUCUUCUUCAUUUGUUGGUGCAAGAAAUGGUGAUGCUUUUAGUGAUGAGAAUCCUCAUGCAUGUUCCAUAAUGUGAAAUCAAGGUCACCGCACCAAUGAAUUUAUUUGGAUCGUAUAUGUUCUUUUCUAUAGUUUAGAAAAAGCGAGUCCUAGUUGGGACCUUUCUUUUCUGCUAGGAUGCGCAUAGUUCCAACUUGCCACCAAACUUAUUAAUUUUCCCUCCGUUUUUUACUAGUUGUAUCGUAUUGUCAUUUGAAAAUAUUUACAUUUUCUAUUUUCACCCUAU
This is a messenger RNA of Beta vulgaris subsp. vulgaris (sugar beet), 814 nucleotides long. Its product is annotated as heavy metal-associated isoprenylated plant protein 28. The coding region runs from base 140 to 604 and encodes 154 amino acids. NCBI's taxonomy places the organism in Eukaryota, Viridiplantae, Streptophyta, Magnoliopsida, Caryophyllales, Amaranthaceae. The record is from RefSeq and is a predicted model, not a curated record. The transcript has 3 exons. Gene Ontology annotation, molecular function: metal ion binding.